Messenger RNA from Plasmodium gonderi, 2205 nucleotides. RefSeq lists its product as hypothetical. The transcript has a single exon. The record is from RefSeq and is a predicted model, not a curated record. NCBI's taxonomy places the organism in Eukaryota, Apicomplexa, Aconoidasida, Haemosporida, Plasmodiidae. The coding region runs from base 1 to 2205 and encodes 734 amino acids.
AUGCCGAAUGAUAUGAGAUAUUAUUAUGAUGUGAUAAACACCAAGUGGUGGUAUUUUGAUCCCCUUUAUGGUGGAUGGAAAGAAUUCGAAGCAGAUAUGGCAGAAGCAGAGGAAGAAGUCACUCCAGAUGAUACAACUGGAGGUGUAGAUAGAGUAAGCGAAACUGCAAAAAAUGUCAAGGAUAGUGAGAAAACAAAAAGUCAUAAAUAUGGUGGCUACAAUAAUAUGGGCACAGGGAAUAGGCUAAAUAACAAAAAUCAUCGUGAACCGAUUAUAAAUUGUAAUAAUGAAACAAAAAAGGGCAUAGAAUUAGUAAAUAAUAUCAAGAAUUCAACACAUUCACAAAUAGACGAUCACAAAACAAACUCAGAAUCCUCCAAUAUAAACAACCACAUCAAACAUUAUUCUUUUAAGAGUAAUACAAAACAACAUAAAUAUGGGAAUAAGGAAGAGUAUAAUGAGACAUACGAAAACUCUCAUGAAUAUAACGAGAAUUAUAUAUCUCCAAAUGAUUAUGUGCAAGAAAGCAGCUCUUUGAAUAGGUAUGGACAUAACGAUCAAAAUGAUGAACAUUAUGAUGAAUAUGGUGAUCAUUAUGAUGAAUAUGGUGAUCAUUGUGAUGAAUAUGGUGAUCAUUAUGAUGAAAGUGGUGAUCAUUAUGAUGAAAGUGGUGAUCAUUAUGAUGAAUGUGGUGAUCAUUGUGAUGAAAAUGGUAACCAUUGCGAUGAAAGUGGUGGAUAUUAUGAUGAAAAUGGAGGAUAUUAUGAUGAAAAUGGAGUAUAUUAUGAUGAAUAUGGAGGAUAUUAUGAUGAAUAUGGUGGGUACUAUGAUAAAAGUGGGUUCUACUAUAAUGAACAAGGUGAAUAUAAUGAUGAGAAUGUAGCACCGUGCAGUCCAAAUGGGAUAUAUUAUUAUGAUGAAAAGGGGUUAUGCUAUGAUGAAAAUGGAGAGAAUUAUAACGAAAGUAACACACAUUAUGAUGACAAAGGUUGUCAUUUAGAUGAUAAUGAUAAACAUUACUGUGAAGACAAUAGCAUAAAAACACAUGAAAUUACUCACGAAGAGGAACGGCUUGGAAAAUGUUCAAAAAGGUAUGUUGAUAUUUACCAUCACAACAGGAUUAACAAAGACUUCUCGUCAAGAAUAAAUUGUUCACAGAAUCUCAGUAAUAAUCAAACCAAUAUUCUGAUAAAAUCAAAUGAAAGAAUAAAGGGUAAAACAGAGAACAUGGGACCAAAUUCAUCAAAAUUGGAAUCCUAUUUCACUGAAGAGGAGGAAGAAAGAGAAGUGGUACGUAGUGAAAAUAGUACUAGAAGUGGUGUCGGGGAUGACAAUAAAUUAGAUAAAGGCGAGAGAAGCAACACAGAUAGAGAUGGGAUAAAUAAAAAUGAUAGCCAUAAUGAAUAUAAAAAUGAAAAUAAAGUAGAAGAAAGCAGGAACUCUUCAGAUAAGGAAAACUCUAGUUAUGAUGAGCUACUGAAAAACAUGGAGGAAAAAAAAAAAAAAAAAAAAAAAAAAAAAAAUUCAUUUAGCUCAAAGAGUUCAGGUGAAUCAGAAGAGUGUAAUAAGCUAAGUGAACGAAUUAACAGUUUAUUAAAUCACAGUAAUAGCAAUUUGUCUAUUCUUUGUAAAAAAGAUAGUUCUAUCAUACUAGAAAACUUAUUAAGUCGUAGUUUCACUAAAUCUGACCAUUUGAACUCAAUUAAUACAAUUGAAAAGGGAAGUGAUGAUGGAACAGGUGAAAAUAGAUCAACGAAUAAAAAGGAUAAGAAAAAAACGAAGGUAAAUUUUUUUGAAAAUUAUAAAAUUGAAAAUGAUAGUAGUAAAGAACAAGCGGGUAAUGAUAGCGCAACAAGUAAUAGGUUAGCAAGUAACGAAGAUCAUGGCGAUAGCGAAACAAGUUAUGUGCCCUUUGUGAGAAGGGCAACCCGAACACUUACAUUUAAAAACCAAGGGGGAUUAGCCGGAUGUCUGAAGGUUUUUCAAGAAAAGAAAAAAGAACUAAUGGCAUCUACAACAAAUAAUGUAAACGAUGUAGAAAUUAAAAUUGCAAACCUUAAAAGAAGGGCUAGAGAAUUAGCACAACGAUAUAGAUCAAAAAAUCAACAUAAAGAAGAUCAACAAAAAAGCGAUCAAAUAAAAGCAAAAUUCGAAGAAUUGAUUUUUCUUGCACACAAGCAAAAAAAGGAGCCCACAGAAAAAUAA